AUGGCUCCUAGUAAAGGAUGGAUGGAUCUUAUUAGUGAUUGUCUUAAUGAUGUAUAUUCACAUGGGGUUGAGGAAUUUUUAGACUAUGCUUUUAAGAAGACUGGGAGGCGUGAGAAAAUACAUUGUCCAUGUGUCAAGUGUAGUAACACGUAUUCCGCCACACGAGAAGUGGUAGGGACACAUCUCAAGGUGUAUGGAAUAGUACGUAAUUAUACUUUUUGGUAUCACCAUGGAGAAAGGGUAGGUGAAUCUGAAUCUAAUUUAGAAAGUGUUCAACAAAGUGAAGAUGAGCCUAGCAAUGAGAUGCAUGACAUUUUAAGGGAUUUGUAUAUAGAGUUUUGUGGUCAAGAUACAAAUGAUAUGGAUACGGAUAUCUUCGCUUAUGAAUUAUUACCUCAAGGAUCUAAUUUGCCACAAUCGUAUUAUGAUGCAAAGAAAGUAAUUCAAGAUCUUAGUCUCUCAUACAAAAAAAUUGAUGCAUGUGUAAAUAAUUGCAUGUUAUAUUGGAAAGAAGAUGAGAGGCUAGAUUUUUGUAAGAUUUGCGGCUAUUCUAGACGGAAGACUGAUAAAUAUAAUGGGGAAGACAAGGUUAAAACCAAUGGGAAGAGAAUACCAAAAAAAAUUCUGCGUUACUUUCCACUAAAGCCAAGACUUCAAAGACUGUUUAUGUCCAUAAAGAUAGCGUCCUUGAUGAGAUGGCAUAAAGAUAAGAGGGUAGAUGAUGGAGUGAUGAGACACCCUGCUGAUUCAAUGGCAUGGAUUUCCUUUGACAAACUACAUCCAAAUUUUGCCUCAGACUCUCGCAAUGUGAGACAAGGCCUUGCUAGUGAUGGAUUUCAACCUUUUGCCAAUUCAAAAAUGCCAUAUAGUGUUUGGCCACUUUUACUCAUUCAAUACAAUUUGCCACCUUGGAUGUGCAUGAAACAAUCAAAUUUUAUUUUAUCAAUGCUUAUUCCAGGUCCUGAGGGUCCCAGAGAUGCAAUUGAUAUCUAUCUUCAACCUUUAGUAGAAGAACUAAGAGAGUUAUGGGAAACUGGCAUUGAUACAUUUGAUGCAUAUGCACAACAGAAUUUCAAGUUUCAUGCAGUUUUACUAUGGACGAUCAAUGAUUUCCCUACAUAUGCGAACUUAUCAAGUUAG
This is a messenger RNA of Hevea brasiliensis (rubber tree), 1140 nucleotides long. RefSeq lists its product as uncharacterized. NCBI's taxonomy places the organism in Eukaryota, Viridiplantae, Streptophyta, Magnoliopsida, Malpighiales, Euphorbiaceae. The coding region runs from base 1 to 1140 and encodes 379 amino acids. The transcript has 2 exons. The record is from RefSeq and is a predicted model, not a curated record.